ACAGUACAGUACUCCACCUUCUGGACCACAUGUGACCCUAGAGAUUGCCUUCUCCCUUCUCCUUCAUCCCUUCCCCAUGGCAGAUACGCGCCAAUAUGUUGGAUGGGCCAUGGCAUUGUUCUGAAUGAUUGUGUGUUCCUCAUGCCUUUUAUGAGCUGCACAAUGUCCCUGAGACUAAUGUUGCCCCUCCCAAGCUUUCCCCUUCUUGGGGAUCUAACAGCACAGUCUCUCCCCUCAUGGGCUGCUGGCCAGGAUCAGAGCCAUGGUCUGUCCUUCAUCCACAGUUACUAUGGUGACCAUAUAGUGGGGGUGAGGCCAGGCUCUGGAACCCUCCCAACCAUGGCCAUGUUCUGGAACAUGGCCAAUCACCACAGUAACAGCUGGGGGGGGAAUUCAGGAGGAGGUUUUCAAUAAUGGUGAUGGAAUCGUGGUCUUGAUGAGGAAAGGGAGGAGAAAGGGGUCACCCAGAGGUCCCCCCUCAGGGAGAAGAGGCAGCCGGGUCCCAUGCUGCAAGAUGCAGGAGUCCUGUGUGAGUGACACCUGUGAUGGGGACCAGGACUCGGCCCAAUCUGCAGGAAGGCAGAGAGACAUUCCUAAGGACCCAUUUCCCUCCAAGUCAGCUCCUGCCUGCACCCUUGAUCGCCCACCCCAUUGCUCCCGCCCCUCCUUCCCCUUCCAGUGGAUGUGGGAGGAAUUCUCACUCAACGGCCGUGCCCUGCUCCCAGCCCCUUCCCUGGACCAGAUGAAGAAGGGGGAGCCCCGCAGAGCUCCCAACAACUCUCCCCGUGAAAGUGUCCACCCCAAGAAGAUGGGUUUGCAUAGACGUGCAGACCAAUGGGCUGGCAGCUCACAGGGGCACAGCAGCACUGAGGGGGGCAGGGUUAAGCGAGUACCCCACCCCACCUCCAGCAGCCUCUCCCCACUGUAUUGGAAGAUGGAGGCCCGGAGUGAGGCCCGCAAACGCCAGCUCCGGGAGGAGAGGAGGCACUGGCUCCAGCUGGCUCAGCAGUUGCUGAGUCUGGAGGAGGCUGUGUCUUCCCCGGCCUGGGAGACGUCCACCUCUGCCCAGCAGCCCAGGGCCAGGCUAAGAGCUGAGGCUCUGUGCCUGGCCACAGAGCCACAGGACCCAAGCCCCAGGGGGCACAGAAGGAAGGGCAAAGGGCUGGCCCCCAAAGACAAGAUCCGGUACCAACCCAUCAUUAACCGGACCAUCCCUGACUUUGAGACACUCCACAAGAGGUUCCAGGAGCAGCUGGAGAAGAGGAAAGUGAGAGCCAAGAUGACCAUCUACAAACCCUUCCAUCUCCACAUGGCCAGCAGCUCUCAGCACCAACCUGGGGACCAGCUCAGAGACUGGGAGCAGCACCAGCUCUGGAGCUUCCACUGCAGGUCCCAGUCCUGCUCAGAGUUCGACCCCUUCCUCUCAGUGCCACCCACCAGAGCCUCUGACAAACGGCAGGAGGCCACCAGGCUAUUGCUAUUGGAGUGGGAGCGACGGGAGCAGCAGGAGAAGAGGCAAGCAGAACAGCGCCGGGUCAAGCAGCAGCAGGUGCAGAGGGAAGUGGCCAAGUGCCUGGCAGGCUAUAGUCCCCCUGACAGCUUGGCUCAGACCACACAAAAGAAGAGGGAAGAGCUGAGGAGGCUGGAGCAGCAGCGCAUGGCAGAGUAUGAUGCCCAGCUGCGAGAGAUCCAAGAGAGGGUGGAGAGUCGGCCCUACCUCUUUGAGCGUGUUAUGCAGACCAACGCCCGCCUGGCUGUGGAGCGGCGCUUCUCCCAGGUGCUGGCAGCACUGGGCAUUGAUGAGGGGAUGCUGUGGAGACAUGCUGGGCGCCUGGCCAAGGGCAGCACUUCCAGGACAGCUGGCAGAACCACACAGGGGAGGUCACGGAGCCUCUCUUAGAUCAGGUUGCUGCUCAAUAAGAGGUUAGAGUCUCUUCUGGACUCUUUGGAUACUGCCUGAGAAUAACCCCGUCUGGAACGGAGAAGGGUCACAUUCAGCUCCCUGAGUGAGAGAAGCAAAGUACCAGCAAAUAAAUGAGUCUUU
Molecule: messenger RNA, 2044 nt
Organism: Pelodiscus sinensis (Chinese soft-shelled turtle)
Lineage: Eukaryota; Metazoa; Chordata; Testudines; Trionychidae
Source: RefSeq, a predicted model, not a curated record